AUGGGUUACAAGUGGCUGGGAAGUAAAAUACAUGAAAGAAUUCACACUGGAGAGAAACCCUAUGUAUGUAAGCAAUGUGGGAAAGCUUUUACCCAACAUGGAACUUGUAAGCAACAUGAAAGAAUUCACACUGGCGAGAAACCAUAUGUAUGUAAGCAAUGUGGGAAAGCUUUUACCCGACAUGGACUUUGUAAGCAACAUGAAAGUAUUCACACUGGAGAGAAAACAUAUGUAUGUAAGCAAUGUGGGAAAGCUUUUAACACAUGGGGAAUUUUUAAGAAUCAUGAAAGAAUUCACGCUGGAGAGAAACCCUAUGUAUGUAAGCAAUGUGGGAAAGGUUUUUCCCAACAUGGAAAUUGUAAGCAACAUGAAAAAAUUCACACUGGAGAGAAACCAUAUUUAUGUGAGCAAUGUGGGAAAGCUUUUAACACACGUACACAAUGUAAGGUUCAUGAAAGAAUUCACACUGGAGUGAAACUAUAUGUAUGUAAGGAAUGUGGGAAAGCUUUUAACACAUGGGCAAAUUGUAAAAUACAUGAAAGAAUUCACACUGGAGAGAAACCCUAUGUAUGUAAGCAAUGUGGGAAAGCUUUUAACACAUGGGGAGAUUUUAAGAAACAUGAAAGAAUUCACACUGGAGAGAAACCCUAUGUAUGUAAGGAAUGUGGGAAAGCUUUUAACAGAUGGGCAAACUGUAAAAUACAUGAAAGAAUUCACACUGGAGAGAAACCCUAUGUAUGUAAGCAAUGUGGGAAAGCUUUUACCCAACUUGGAACUUGCCUCGCGAAUAGCCCGGGACCCUUACCGCGCCCCCCCCCCGUUGCUGUUGAGAGCCCAGCCCUGCUGUGGGACCUGUGGUAG
Messenger RNA from Cavia porcellus (domestic guinea pig), 861 nucleotides. Its product is annotated as zinc finger protein 709-like. The record is from RefSeq and is a predicted model, not a curated record. The transcript is spliced from 3 exons. Bases 1 to 861 code for a protein of 286 amino acids. NCBI's taxonomy places the organism in Eukaryota, Metazoa, Chordata, Mammalia, Rodentia, Caviidae.